CUCCUGCUGUUACCCAGGAGAAAGAAUCCAUUAGCACCGACAUAGACAUGAUACAUGGAUUUAUUUAGAUUGAAAGGAUGGCUGAAUGCGUCAAACUUCCCAAGAGCAUUGUGGAUAAGUCCUGGGACUUGUAUAAACAGGUACAAAAAAGCAUACAAUUAAAAACGUUUACAAACGAUGCCAUCGCGACGGCGUGUGUAUACAUAGCCGCUCGCCAAGAAAAAUACGUGCUAUCAUUCAAAAAUAUCCGUCACGCCAGCAAAUGCAGCAAGAAAGCGAUAGGCAAAUGUUUCGUAAGCAUCCUAAACCUUCUAAAUAUCAAACUGGAACCUGUGUAUACGGACCCGUUCGUGAAUAGUCUCUGCAACGAUUUGGAUUUGCCUCCACAUGUUAAGCGUAUAUCGCACCACAUCGUCCUGGCAGCUGAGACGAUGAAAAUCGUGCCUCAGUGCGAUCGUCAGGCAAUUAUUGCGGCGGCCAUUUUUAUGGCUUCUCAGGUGUCCCGCGAUAAGCGAACCCAGAAAGACGUCGAGAACAUCUCUGGCGUGGCGGGCGAAGCCAUCUGGGAAGCAUACAGGUGCAUGUAUCCACAUGCAUCCGACCUUAUCCCCAUUAACUUGGAGCUGAUAGCGCACAUUCAGGCUCUGCCUAGAAUUUAGAUGGUACCUACACCACAGGUUAACAUUACAGUGGAAGAGUUUAUUCUUUUGUUUGCAUCUACCUAUUAGAUAUAUA
Molecule: messenger RNA, 735 nt
Organism: Cydia pomonella (codling moth)
Lineage: Eukaryota; Metazoa; Arthropoda; Insecta; Lepidoptera; Tortricidae
Product: transcription initiation factor IIB-like
Exons: 3
Coding region: 78-659 (193 amino acids)
Biological process (GO): transcription initiation at RNA polymerase II promoter; transcription preinitiation complex assembly
Cellular component (GO): transcription preinitiation complex; nucleus
Molecular function (GO): TBP-class protein binding; RNA polymerase II general transcription initiation factor activity
Source: RefSeq, a predicted model, not a curated record